AUGAUCAUCACGCCAUUUUUAAAUCAAAAGAUCAUUCGAAUCGGCAAAUUUGCAAUUUUCGCCUUCUUAUUCUAUUUCGCCCUUUGUAUACUAUUCCCAUCGAGUCAUGAAAAUGCAAGACCAAGAAAGCGGCCAAAAAUCGUCACAAAUUAUUCGUGUUCGACGGAAAAUGAUCAAAAAAUUUCGGGCGAUUUCGAAUUUCUCGAAACGAAUGGAACAAAUCAAAAAGUGCUUGUGAUUCUUGAAUCGUUGUUCUCGCGAAACGGCAAACAAAUCAAACAGAUACUGAACGCGUUGAAGAUUCCUUAUAAGGCGGAAGCGGUGUCGAAGAACCUACCAGUGCUCACAACGCUCAGCAAUGGAAGAUAUUCGCUGAUCAUUGUGGAGAAUUAUUACAAAUAUUUGAAUAUGCCAAGAUGGAAUCGGCAGCUUCUCGACAAAUAUUGCCAUGAAUUCAACGUCCCAAUAUUCUCAUUUGUCGCCAGCAAACCGAAUGACCCUUUAAAACGCAUAAAAAUCAAGGGAAGCUCAUUGUGGAUGUGGCAGAAUCAAAAACUCAAAAGUUUGAUAAUCAAACCGUCAAAAUUCCACAAAAUCGCGAAAAUUGGCAAAAUUCGAAGCGAUAUUAGUGGAGGCGAUUGGGUGGUUUUCGAGAAUUCGAAAAAUUUUCAAACGAUUGUGGCGGGCGGUGUUAGCAAAAAUCUGGAACGAGCAGUGGUCGUUCACGAUAAAGGAAUCGAUGAUGGUGUUGAGCGCAUCCUAUUCGGACGCAAUUUGACCGAUUGGACCAUUAAGCUAACGUUUGUGGACUCUCUUUUAUGGGCUCUUGGUCGGAAUUCCUUCACUUUGGACCGAUUUAUUCAAGUUGACAUUGACGACGUGUUUGUCGGAGCUCAAGGGACCAGAAUGGUCGAAGGCGACGUGAGAAGCCUUCUAGAAUUCCAGAAGCAUUUUCGCGAGGCCUACAUUAAGAAUUUCACGUUUAUGCUCGGCUUCUCGGGCAGCUAUUUUCGAAAUGGCGACUAUUUGGAGGACGCUGGCGAUGAGCUUCUAAUAGAUAUGGCUGCGAAUUUCGUCUGGUUUCCGCACAUGUGGCGUCACAAUCAUGCGCACGACCACAAUUUCACAUAUUUGGAAGCAAUUAUGACGCAGAAUAAGCUGUUUGCUCAGAACAUGAAGCUUCCUGUCACCUAUCCGUACGCGAUUGCCCCGCAGCACGACGGUGUGUUUCCGGUUCACGAGGAGAUGUACGACGCAUGGAAGAAGAUUUGGAAUGUUUCGGUGACGGCCACCGAAGAAUACCCGCACUUCAAGCCGGCUUCCCAACGAAAAGCCUUCAUCCAUAAAGGGAUUUCGGUGCUGCCUCGACAAACGUGCGGAUUGUACACGCAUACGCAGUUCUUCGACACCUAUCCCGAUGGGUUCGACAAAUUGUUGGCGUCGAUUCAAGGCGGCGAUUUGUUCUUCACCAUUGUCUUCAAUCCGAUAUCGAUAUUCAUGACCCAUCAGCAAAACUACGCGCAUGAUCGAUUGGCGUUGUACACGUUUGAGAAUCUAUUUCGCUUCUUGAAUUGCUGGACGAAUUUGGCGCUCAAAUGGCAGGAUCCUGUGUCAUCAGCGGAAUUGUAUUUCCAGAAGUUUCCCGACGAGAAGCUGCCGAUUUGGACGAAUCCCUGUGUUGAUGCGCGCCAUCGGAUCAUUGUGCCGCCGAGCAUCGAUUGCUCAAAUCUCACACUGCCCAACGUUUUGAUUCUCGGACCGCAAAAGACCGGCUCGACGGCGUUGGCCGACUUUUUGAGUCUGCAUCCGAACGUGAGCCAAAAUCGACAAAUUCCCGGCAGUUUCGAGGAGGUUCAAUUUUUUGGCGGCGCCAAUUAUCGAAAAGGCAUUGAAUGGUACAUGUCGCAAUUUUCGAACGCCUCGGUGAUUUUUGAGAAGAGCGCCACGUAUUUCGACAAUCCGCUGGCACCGCGCCAAGCUUCUUCAUUGGUUCCCGACGCGAAACUGGUUAUCAUUCUUGAGGAUCCCGCCAAAAGAGCGUACUCAUGGUUCCAGCAUUUAAUUGCUCAUGACGAACCCGCUGCUCUUGAGGCUGGAAACUUGGAAACGAUACUAGACGCUUUUGAGGAGAAGCUGAAGCCCACACCAAGAAUGGCAAUGGCGUGGAAGAAGAUUCGGCAAAGGUGUAUAUCGGGUGGAAGAUACCUUCAUCAUUUGGAUAAAUGGCUUGAAUUUUACUCGCUCGAGCAGAUUAUGUUCAUUGACGGCGAGCUUCUUCGAGCUUCUCCGGCUCAGGUGCUCGUCAAGCUCGCGAAAUGGCUUUCGCUUCCCGAGUUUGACUUCAAUUCGCAUAUCAGACUCAGUUCUUCAAAAGGAUUCCAUUGUAAAUGGCUGAAUGGAAAAAUGAAAUGUCUCGGUGAAAGCAAGGGUCGAAAAUAUGAGGAAAUGAGCGUCGAAUUGCGUGCGAGAUUGUCGAGAAUUUUUGAAAUCGACAAUUCGGCGCUGUACAAAUUUUUGCGCAAAAAUCGCAUUCCGAUACCGAAUUGGCUGGAAAUAUCCCUACGAGGAAAGGGAAACCCGAAAACGAAGCCUGGAUAUUUGAGAGCCGAUCAUUUGCAAAAAUGCGCGGUACACAUAUCGAAUUUAGGUAGCCGAAAAAACGAUGGAUUUGCAAAAAUUAGCCGGAAAAUUUCGAAACUAUUCCGUCAGGUCAUCGACUCAGAUAUGGUGCAAAUUGAGCCGAAAAAAAAGCGACAAUUUUGCCGAAAAUGCCGAGAGGUGUUAAUUGGCGGGGUCAAAAAAUCGGAAAUUUGUGUGAAGGAAAAGAAUUUGGUCGCUCAAAUUUGUGGAAAAUGCGGAAACUCUAGAAAUUAUAUGACGUUGAAAGGCUAUGGAGCCGAGUUGAAAAAGAAAAUGGAAGAGGAAGCGGAUAAUUCAAAAAUUACGGGUCACUAA
This is a messenger RNA of Caenorhabditis bovis, 2955 nucleotides long. NCBI's taxonomy places the organism in Eukaryota, Metazoa, Nematoda, Chromadorea, Rhabditida, Rhabditidae. The record is from the annotation of a GenBank genome assembly.